Molecule: messenger RNA, 303 nt
Organism: Phaeoacremonium minimum UCRPA7
Lineage: Eukaryota; Fungi; Ascomycota; Sordariomycetes; Togniniales; Togniniaceae
Product: putative ubiquitin family protein
Exons: 2
Coding region: 1-303 (100 amino acids)
Biological process (GO): protein sumoylation
Cellular component (GO): septin ring; nucleus
Molecular function (GO): ubiquitin-like protein ligase binding; protein tag activity
Source: RefSeq, a predicted model, not a curated record
AUGUCAGCCGAGCAGGACAAUGGCGGCUCUCCCACGGGCGACCACCAGGAGAUGCCUCAGACCGAGCACCUCAACAUCAAGGUGACGGACAACAACAAUGAAGUGUUUUUCAAGAUUAAGCGGAGCACAAAGCUGGAGAAGCUCAUGGUGGCCUUCUGCGAGCGCCAGGGCAAGGCUAUGAGCUCCGUCCGGUUCCUCUUCGAGGGCCAGCGUGUGCAGCCGUCAGACACCCCCGAUACCCUCGAGAUGGCAGACGGUGACACCCUCGAGGUCCACCAAGAACAGGUCGGCGGCACCAACUAA